This is a messenger RNA of Thalassophryne amazonica, 1834 nucleotides long. It is a transcript of the gene zpcx, whose product is annotated as zona pellucida protein C. The record is from RefSeq and is a predicted model, not a curated record. Gene Ontology annotation, biological process: egg coat formation; binding of sperm to zona pellucida; positive regulation of acrosome reaction. The coding region runs from base 213 to 1724 and encodes 503 amino acids. Gene Ontology annotation, cellular component: extracellular matrix. Gene Ontology annotation, molecular function: acrosin binding. Lineage: Eukaryota; Metazoa; Chordata; Actinopteri; Batrachoidiformes; Batrachoididae. The transcript has 8 exons.
AAUUGUCUGAAAUCCUGUAAUUUGCUACUUUUAGGUUUGUGUACCAGCUGACAUAAAAUUCAAAUAAAUAAUGUUUUAUUUGGGUAACAACGCUCGAUCAACCAAACGAAGCCUGCUUCAUGAACCUCUUCGUUAAUUACCCGCAGCUGUGACCGAGCGCUGCUUUAAAACAAAUAUCGGUUCAGGAGGUGUGAAGCUCCCGGUGUGUGGACAUGAAAACAAAUCGGCGUUUGUCCUUUUUGUGGAAUGUUUUGGCACUUUGUGUCUUCGCCUCUUAUGAAUAUCAGUCUGCUCCUGGAAGGAAGAAGAUCCUCAAACUGGACUCUCCAAAAUCCACCGCAGACACAAUCGAAGCGACGCAAAGGUUCAGAUCAGGAUUACCGCUUCAAACGGCAGCAAAGAUGGACUUCGACUCCGUGUCGGUGUCCUGCUCCAUGUCCGACAUCGUGAUUCGGGUCAAACCGCACUUCUACGGUCUGGGUGCUGAUUCGGACGAGCUUGUUUUAGGUAGCAGCUGUAAAAGUAACGGAGUCGUCGCACCGCACGGCGAGCUGCUCUUCACGUAUCCGCUGACGGAGUGUGACGUCACACGGGAGUGGAUUCCUGGUUAUCUGAUCUACAAAUUUAAGCUUCACUAUGAUCCCUUACCCAAGCGGUUCUUCAGCAGAGGACAUCGGAUCCAUGUGGACAUUACAUGCCGCUUUCCAAGUAAUCAUCACGUGCACCAGCUGGCUGUGAAGCCCACCUGGACAACUGCCGCUCUACAUAAACGACUGAAAGAGCAUCUCAACGACUUCCGCCUGGAGCUGAUGGACGAUUCAUGGAGCGGACCGGUCCAGUUCCACGUGUACCAGCUGGGACAGACUGUUAAUUUCCAAGCCUCUGUUCCACAUAUCCCCACCAGAGGGCGACUGUAUGUCAAGAGCUGCUAUGCUAGCCCGUCCGACAGCCCCGACUCGUCCCUGAAGUACACAAUCAUCGACAACUUUGGCUGCAUGUUGGACAGUAAGAACGUCCCAGGAGCUUCUUGGUUUGUUUCUCGGACAGACAACAUCGUACGAUUCUCCGUACGAGCCUUCCAGUUUGUCGCAGACCCAGAAAAUGAGGUCGGUGUUCACUGCAAGUUAUUUGUGACAUCAGAAGAUCCGAGUCCUGCUCAGAAAUCGUGCACCUUCAGGGAGAACAGGUGGACGGCGCUCUCUGGUGACGACUCCGUGUGUGAAUGCUGCAGUUCAAAGUGUGUGACGUCUAAACCUCGACGGGCCAUGAUGGAAGGUUCUGCCAGCAGUGGCUCGUUGCUGAUCUCAGAUCAGCUGAACACAGUAAAAAUAGCAGUGACGGCUGAUGAUCUUCUGAAGCAGGAGAUCCUGUGGGACGGAGUGAAGGAAGAGGAAGAGGAGCAGCAUGAAGAAGAUGGCGUAGCUCCUGGAUUAAAGCCAGAACCAGAGUUAGAUGGAUUCAGCUUCAGGGACGGACUGUUGGAGGGUUUAAAUGAGUUUAGAGAAGAUGGAUCAGGAUAUGAAGAUGAUUCAGCAGAAGGUUCUGAGGUAAAGCGUAUGGAUCAUCAGAACCAGGAUGAAGGUGAAGGUGUGACAGUGCUUUAUUCUGAAGGAAAUGGGAAGCACAGACGUGAAGGGGUGGAGAAGGCCUCUGAUGGUGAUGGUGGGUCAAAUGUAGGAACAGCUGAUGGUGAGGAGGUGACAUGGUACUUCACAUGGAGGUAGUACUGCUUUACAUAACCAGUACUUAAAGUGCUUUUCUGAUCACUUUAAUUAAUAAUAAAGAUACUGAAAUGCACUCAUGUUUCUGUUGUUAUUUAAAGAAAUAUUGGAAC